UCAAUAUAUAUAUAUACUUUAAAUUAAUCAAUUCUUCUUCUUAAUUUUUUAUUAAAAUACACUUCAAAUAUAUAACUUUUAAAAUUUCUGAAAAUUAAUAACUUUAUAAAUAAAUAAAAUAUCAUAGUUGCAACAUUAUUAAUUUAUAAUUUUUUAUUGUACGUUAUCAGAGUACAUAUAAAUGAAUAUAAAGACCGAAAAUUGAACAUAGUUAUUUAUCUGCAAUUAAUUAGGAAUCACACUUUAUAAACAACUUAGCUUUUGCGUGCUAUAUAAUAUUUAAUAAAACUAAAUAAGAAACUGGUUGAAUCUCAAAGGAGUCUUUAUAUAGGGAUAAUCUAUUUGGGUAUUGUGUACUUGUCACAAGAAAAGAUGAAGAGAUUCAACAAUGGCGUUUUCCACUUCGUGGUUUUUAUCUCUAUUCUUCUUUUUCUGGGUCCAGGGCUCUCCAUGCAUCCUUUCUCCUACGAUCAUUCUCUAAAAUCAGAGUGCCUCAUGGAGCUUCCACAAACUAUAAACACUGGAGAAGGAUUCCAAGAAUUGAAGAUCAUAGAAAACGGAAAAGUAGUAGAGAGAGUUAAUCUUCAGAAAGGGGGCAUAUACAGCAUAUCUGCUUGGGUAAAGUUGAGGAAUGAGAAGGAGAGAGCAGUGAGAAUAACUUUGAGGGGAAAGAAUGUCAGAUACGUUGAUGGAGGUCAAGUUAUAGCGAAGAAAGGAUGCUGGUCUUUGCUUAAAGGCGGUUUUAUCGUCAAUGUCUCGGCCCCUGUCGACAUUUUCUUCAAGAGUGAUGACUCAGCGGCCGCAGAGAUAAAUAUACAAAACGUGAGGUUGCAACGGUUCAACAAAACACAGUGGAGACUCCAACAAGACCAAGUCAUUGAAAAGAUUCGAAAGAGCAAAGUGAGAUUUCAAGUGAGUUUUCAGAACAAAAGCACAGUAGAAGGAUCAUUGAUUUCCAUAAAACAGAUCAGACCAUCGUUCCUCCUUGGCUGUGCUAUGAAUUACCGAAUCUUGGAAAGUGAUAGCUAUAGAGAAUGGUUUGUGUCACGGUUUAGACUAACUUCCUUCACAAAUGAAAUGAAAUGGUAUACAACUGAGGAAGUGAGAGGACAAGAGAACUACACAUUGGCUGAUGCAAUGAUGCAGCUUGCGGAGGAAAACAAGGUUCUUGUCAAGGGACAUACGGUUUUGUGGGACGACAAGAAAUGGCAGCCAAUUUGGGUUAAGUCUAUAACUGAUUCUGACGAUCUUAAAAAUGUGACUCUCAACAGAAUGAACUCAGUUAUGAAGAGAUAUAAAGGGAGGUUAAUUGGAUGGGAUGUGAUUAAUGAGAAUUUGCAUUACAGCUAUUACGAGGACAUGCUUGGGAAAAACGCUUCAGCUAUGAUCUACUCGUUGGCCUCUAAGAUUGAUCCUGAUAUACCAUUGUUCAUAAACGAGUACAACACCGUAGAGUAUGCAAAAGAAGGAGUUGGGAGCCCGAUCAACGUGAAGAAUAAGAUGGAAGAGAUUGUUUCGUACCCAGGAAACAUGAAUAUCAAAGGAGGGAUUGGAGCACAAGCUCACUUUGUUCCAGCACAGCCUAAUUUGCCUUACAUGAGAUCUGCUUUAGAUACGUUAGGUUCUCUGGGUUUUCCAGUUUGGCUUACGGAGGUUGAUAUGCCCAAGUGCCCGGAUCAGGUUAAAUACAUGGAGGAGGUUCUGAGAGAAGCUUACUCGCAUCCUGCAGUCCAAGGCAUAAUCUUAUAUGCGGGGCCUGAGAUGUCAGGUUUCAACAAGUUAACUCUUGCGGACAAUGAUUUCAACAACACAGAAGCAGGAGAUCUCAUUGACAAGCUGCUCCAAGAGUGGCAACAAGAACCUGCAGAGAUUCCUGUUGAAUACCACGAACAUAAUGAUGAAGAACAAAGUCGAAUUAUUGGCUUUUCUCCAGAGGUUUCCUUGCUGCAUGGACAUUACACAGUUACUGUAACUAAUCCAUCGAUGAAGAACUUCUCCACUACCUUCAGCUUGGAGGUAACUACGGAGACGGGUCAACUACAAGUGGUUCAACUUGAACUUGAUGUUUAAAUACCGAACCAUAUCACUGCGAAUCAUCCCAUCAAAGGGACUAUACAAUGUAUUAUUUCUCUUCUUAUUAGAAUGCUGAAAAACAACAACCCAAUCAAAAUUAUAUUCUCAUGGAA
Messenger RNA from Brassica rapa (field mustard), 2186 nucleotides. RefSeq names its product endo-1,4-beta-xylanase 4. The record is from RefSeq and is a predicted model, not a curated record. NCBI's taxonomy places the organism in Eukaryota, Viridiplantae, Streptophyta, Magnoliopsida, Brassicales, Brassicaceae. Gene Ontology annotation, biological process: carbohydrate metabolic process. Gene Ontology annotation, molecular function: hydrolase activity, hydrolyzing O-glycosyl compounds.